CCUACCGAAACCCAACCCACUUUAGGAAUCAUUCUCUUUCAUUUUUUAUUUUGGUUUCUUCUUUUCGUCGCUUCCCCUUAUUCUGCUCCCAAACACACGUUGGUUAGGGACUUCCUCACGGUGGCGAGUGAAAAGGGGUAUGAUCUCAUGAAUUUAGCUUCGCUUCUUCUUCUUCCGAGAUUUAAAAGCUUCAACUUCAAUUUUCGAUCGCAAUAGCACCUUCCCCAUUUUUCACAAGAUGAAUAGCGCCGUCAAAUCCACCUUGUUCAACUCAAACCCUAACAACCGUUUUAUCCUAACCUUCAGACUCUUCCAUUCCACCCCGCCGCUCGAGCGAAAAAGGCGCAAUUCUUGGGAAUCCAGAUGCAACAAUUACUCGAAAAGAUUCAGAAGGACGCGAGCAAAACAAACGUUACUCCGUAAUGUCAAUUCUUAUGCAGAAUUCAUGUUUCAGAGAUGGAAAGAAGAUAUUCUUGAGGAUGAUCCAUCUUCAAGUCGAGACAACUUCAGAAAGCAAGAUUCUCCUAAGGACUUUGGAAGGAACAGGAAUGGCAAUCAAGGAUCAAGGCAUCGUUACACUAGAAACCCUUCGUUUGUUGAAGAUGAUUUUGAUGUUGAAAGCAUUUUCCGCUCAGCCUUUGGUGGGGAUCGAAUUUUCUACUGGUCCUUUAUAAAUGACGAAAAUCCUCAAUGGAGGUCAAGAGACGGCUUUUCUAAUUUUAGGAAAUCUUGGAAAUGGAGACAUCAAAAUGAAAAUGAAUAUGACUCUUCAACUGAGUCAGAGUCUGAGUCUGAUCAGUCGUAUUCAGGUUUAGUUUCAGAUAGAUUAGCUCUUGGAUUGAGUGCUUCUGGUCCUUUGAAACUCGAAGAUGUGAAAACUGCGUACCGAGUAUGCGCCUUAAAGUGGCACCCGGAUCGUCAUCAAGGCUCUUCCAAAGUUAUGGCGGAGGAAAAGUUCAAGCAUUGCAGUGCAGCUUAUCAAUCUCUGUGCGAUAAGCUGGCCUUGGAUUAGGGAUUCUUAUACCUUUUCUACAAGUCUCCAGCUUUCAGUUAUUUGCACAUUCUAAUUUAUUUAAUACAAAGCUCAGUUUCAUUGAAAAUUUUAGUUUGUUGUAAUUUUAAUUUACACUAGUGGAAAUAAUAUGUAUGCUGCUCACAUUACUAAUUUAUCAUUAGUUCAUGAGUUUAAUUUCUAUGCACCGACGGUGUAAAGUUUUUUA
This is a messenger RNA of Lotus japonicus, 1220 nucleotides long. RefSeq lists its product as uncharacterized. The record is from RefSeq and is a predicted model, not a curated record. Bases 239 to 1012 code for a protein of 257 amino acids. The transcript is spliced from 6 exons. NCBI's taxonomy places the organism in Eukaryota, Viridiplantae, Streptophyta, Magnoliopsida, Fabales, Fabaceae.